CGCCGAAUACAUCAGAUGGGUUGCAAGAUAUGUUCGACCGAAAUCGUUGGGUUAAACGACGGAAAGGAGCGAACUAUUCUUAUUCUUACUCGUGCCAAACGUUUGACGACUGGCAAAGUCACCAUUCAUCGCACGCGUAAUCUCAUUGUUGCCCGCGAAGGAGCUCCGAAUACUACAAAAGAUCCAUUAGUCGUACACAGCUCUGAAUAUGCCACCUCCAGCCACAUCCUCUUUCAGGCAAUAUUCGGUAUCACUUCACGACGCGUUCGCAUCGGCUUAGUAGGAUCAAGGCAGUCUGCCGUAGAAGUGACCCUGAACUCAAAUGAAGAAUUCCAGUCGUCGGUGAUAGACAUCGUAUAGAGAUGGUCAUCAGAAAGUUUCACUGAAACCUAUCCCUUUCGCCUACGAGAUCUUCGACCCAGAUU
Marasmius oreades (fairy-ring Marasmius) is the source of this 425-nucleotide messenger RNA. RefSeq lists its product as uncharacterized. Bases 16 to 360 code for a protein of 114 amino acids. NCBI's taxonomy places the organism in Eukaryota, Fungi, Basidiomycota, Agaricomycetes, Agaricales, Marasmiaceae. The transcript is spliced from 2 exons. The record is from RefSeq and is a predicted model, not a curated record.